AUGUUGAAAUUUUAUUUGAAACGAUUUGCUAUAUUUGCGACCGUUCUAACUGUUUUGGUUAAUAUUUACACCUACACCUACCCUUCUUUAGACCCUGAAAAUUGUUCGUGGCAUUGUUUCGAUAAUUCAAGGUUAACUACUUUACCAUCAGAUGGUGGAUUGUUUGAAAAAUUGGAUUAUUAUAUUAGGCGUUAUUCUGAUGACGUUAUCAAGACGUAUUGGACUUCUGAGACAGCAUCACCAAAUGAUGAACAAAGGGUAGACGAUGUUCAUAUGAUGGCAUUAGGUGAUCCACAAAUUAAAGGUGUCUGGCAUAAUACUCCAUACAUUUCUAGAUUAGACACCUUUGGUAAUGAUUACUAUUUAGGUCACAUUUUCAAAACAAUGAAGAAAAGAUUAUCUCCAUCUCAUGUUGUUGUAAUGGGUGAUUUAUUCUCUUCCCAAUGGAUUCCAGAUUCAGAAUUUUAUAAUAGAACAAGAAGAUAUGUCGAUAGACUAUUUAAUAGAGAUAUUUCAUUAAUUGAAGAGAUUAAAGAGAGUAAUCAUGUUGAAGAAAAUGAAAAUUUGUUUGUUGUGGAUUGGAAUAAGUGGGCUGACAAGUUCAAUGAUGAUUUAGAAGGUAAUAGAGAAAAUUUCAAUUUUGGUUAUAAGGAUGUCAAAUCCUGGUCUAAUGAUGAAGAUUAUCUCUUUGUGAAUCUAACUGGGAACCAUGAUGUUGGCUAUUCUGGUGAUGCUACAUAUCAACAUUUAACAAGAUUCAGUACCCUUUUCGGUAAGGAUAAUUUCUGGAUUGAAUAUGAUACGGAGACCGAUCAUCCAUGGAGAUUAGUUGUUUUGAAUGAUUUAUUAUUGGAAGGUCCAGCUCUUCAACCUGAAUUUAUUGAGUAUGAUUGGGAAUUCCUCAAACAACUUGUAAAUCAAAAUUUCACUGGUAGUACGAUAUUAGCAACACAUGUUCCAUUCUUCAAAGAAGAGGGGCUAUGUGUUGAUAAAAUAGAGGUUAAUUACUAUCCCGAAGUUUGGGAAAAAGAGCCAUACAAGGCAAAUUUGUUAAGGUCUCAAAACCAUAUAAGUGAAAAUACUACUAAUAAAGUCUUCGAUAUGAUAUUCGGGAAUGGGAAACCAGGUAUGGUGUUAGUAGGACAUGACCAUGAAGGUUGUGAAGUUAUCUAUAAUAAAUUUGAAUCAAAUAAUACUUGGGUUGCCACCAAAGAACCUCUUGCAGAUGCUAAAUACCAUUUACAAGAAAUUACUGUUAGAUCGAUGAUGGGAGAAUUUUAUGGUAAUACAGGUCUUGUAUCUGGACACUUCAAUGAAACAUCCAAAGAAUGGGAAUGGAAAUUUACACUAUGUCCAUUUUCCAUUCAGCAUGUAUGGUGGUUUUCAAAGGUCUCUGCCAUUAUCACUUUAUUGGCAUGGUCAACAUUAGUUGUUCUUUAA
Messenger RNA from Maudiozyma barnettii, 1440 nucleotides. It is a transcript of the gene TED1, whose product is annotated as Ted1p. Gene Ontology annotation, cellular component: endoplasmic reticulum. NCBI's taxonomy places the organism in Eukaryota, Fungi, Ascomycota, Saccharomycetes, Saccharomycetales, Saccharomycetaceae. The transcript has a single exon. Gene Ontology annotation, biological process: GPI anchor biosynthetic process. The record is from RefSeq and is a predicted model, not a curated record. Bases 1 to 1440 code for a protein of 479 amino acids.